CGUCUCGCGUCUCGCAGGAUGAGGCUAGGAUGCUGUUAUACCUAUGAUUGGCGGUACUGCGAUCCUUCACGAGGGACAUAAAGCGUUGAUCAACAACUGCCCCAAUCCCUUCAAUAUUUCUCUCCUUCUUACUAUUAAAUCUGAAGACAACAUCGUACACAUUUUGAUAUCACACGAUCGCGAUCGUCGGUCUGGUCGUUGCUCGAACCCAUAUGGAUCACGUUGAUUUGUCGUCGUUGACCCUUGAACCACCCUCGCCCAGCCAGGGCAAGGCGAGGGUAUCGACGCCUAUAGUUGGUGACAUCCUGUUCCCCGUAGGCAGGAGAAGGGAUGUGGCAACAGAUAAACCCUACAUUGCACGGCCAUCAUCCCAUAGGCAUGGGGAGAACGCCGAGGCCAGAUUUGCUUGCCCGUUUCACAAACAUGAUCCUAAUUCGUUCAAUGUGCUGUUCGAGCACUGUGGUGGGUCGUCUUUUACAGGUAUUACCAAUAUAUUGGAACACAUUCGUUGUAUGCACUCUGAUGAGCUGUUUGUUUGCCGAGGGUGCAGCCAAACGUUUGAUUCUGAACAUGAUUUGCAAUCCCAUCAAAAAGAACCAAUGGCCUGUGGAAAUGGUAUCUACCCUCGGGCUAUAACAUCGUCAAGAUUCGUGGCAUUGAUUAGGAUGCGGAGGUUUCAAGGGACAGUGGAAGAACAAUGGCAGGAUAUAUACCAGCUGUUAUUUCCAGAUGAUGAUGGCAAAGUCUCGCCCUAUCAUGAAUCAGAAAGCGGACCUUCGUUGGAUGGAGCGCAUACUUCACGAUUCCCUAAGGAUCUAUCAAUGGAAGAUUUGGACAGUCCCCCAAAUUAUCAUUCUCUCGAGGGUCAUAGAAUCUCACUUCCCGAAGACGGCAGCUCUUUUCGCAGAGAUCCGCGCUCCCCAGUCAUAUCCUCCCUACGAGCAGGCGACGGCGUCGGCGCAGAGCUCUCUCAUACAAACUCUAGCAAAAGCCGUUCAAGCACCAGCGGGGAAAGCGCAGAAUUAUGUGAAGAGGAUGAGACACAGUGCAGUGACUCCGAUGACAUAGAUACUAGCUAUAAGGCUUUGGAUCCAGUUAAGCAGGCACUAUUCGACAACUCAACAAGGCAAUUUUGGGAUUUUUACAAUGGGUUAUCUGCUCCCAAUUGGGUCGUCUUAUGGUCAAAGCAUGCAACCUACAAGGGAGCUGCGUCUUCGUCGCAGGGAACCCAAGGGUCAACACGGACAGCUCCAGAUUCUCGGACACCAUCGGAAUGCCCAUCAAACACCGCAUCAUUGCUAGCACCAAAACGGAAGAAGAGAGAUGACGACGAUGAAGCUAGCAAUAACGGAAACCCUUCAAAACGCUCCAGCCGUAUUUUACCUCAGAAAGAAGGCUUAAAUCUUGCUUGCCCUUUCCACAAGCACAAACCGUGGAAGUAUAACCAUGGCAUCCUCCGAUUCCGAACAUGCUCUACUACUCCUUUCGAUGCUAUUUUCCGCUUGAAGGAACAUCUCCGCAGGGUUCAUCCGCCUCCUCUCCAUUGCACUCGAUGCUGGCUGUCCUUUUCCGAUCAGAACAGCCUAGUAAACCAUGGGCAAGCUGAUAUUUCCUGUCAAAGGAGACAACCAGUUUCUGUUGAGGGUUGGACUCCCGAAAUGGACAAAAAGAUAACAAAGCGCAAAGACGAAACAGACGGAGAACGUUGGGAGAGGAUAUAUCGCGAACUCUUUGGUAGUACACUAACCACCGUGCCAUCUCCAUAUUUUGUGCCUUACGACCUUGCAUCUGCCAACGAGGCAGAUUUGGAAACACUCUUGCAGCAAGAAGUCCCACGAAUAGUGCUCAAUUCGCUGAGCGAGCAAGUCAAUAAUAUGGAUAUCCCCGAUGCGGCACGAGCUCUCUUCGACCCGUCAACCCCUUACUUCCAAUUUGAGAAUUUGAUAGGAAACGCCAUUAGAGAAGUAUUUACGAUGUAUAGGUCGGCCACAGCAACAGCGAAUAACUCUACAGCACCUUCAACUACGACGCAACCUUCAUCGGAUAAUGCGUCUAUUGCUGACGACAGUAGUGUUGCUCAGUCUACUUGUUGGGAACGCACAACCGUGAAUUCAUCACGGAGUUCUCAUCAUCAGUCGGGUAGUUUUGAAUCUUUACCGACAGUGGUACCGCCCGUGUUUCCAGAUACCACGCAGCGAUGGAGCGACCCAAUGCACCCGAUCGCGGCCGGAGGGCCUUCGUACUCAAGGAGCAUGCAUGAACAAGUUCCUCCACCUUCCGCCGAGUUAGUUUCACGCGCCUCGGAAACAACAUCGAACAUAGUCCAUCCAAAUCCCUCUGGCCGGAUGCACAGUGCAGGGGAAGCCAUGCAGCAGGGUGGCCAGCACAAUGUGAUGAAUGGUUAUGGGACCAGUAUGGAUGAGUAUAUGUUUGUUGAUUUUGACCUUUUGGGAGGGUUCGAUGCUGAGGCGUUUCCAAGCGUGCCAUCUAAUACUUAUAGCGCUCCAACGCGGUCUUAAUACCCA
This is a messenger RNA of Pseudogymnoascus verrucosus, 2525 nucleotides long. RefSeq lists its product as uncharacterized. NCBI's taxonomy places the organism in Eukaryota, Fungi, Ascomycota, Leotiomycetes, Thelebolales, Thelebolaceae. The coding region runs from base 213 to 2519 and encodes 768 amino acids. The transcript has 5 exons. The record is from RefSeq and is a predicted model, not a curated record.